Molecule: messenger RNA, 1023 nt
Organism: Gregarina niphandrodes
Lineage: Eukaryota; Apicomplexa; Conoidasida; Eugregarinorida; Gregarinidae
Product: putative transmembrane protein
Exons: 1
Coding region: 1-1023 (340 amino acids)
Source: RefSeq, a predicted model, not a curated record
AUGGGCGACUCUGUCGAGGCGAACGAGCAGUUGGGCGGGUCUUCAGACAAGUGUUCAGACCCGGCUCCGUCCGCACCGCCCGAAGCCGGUGAGAGCCCCGUUGGUUUAAAGUGCAGACCACUUAGGUCAUCAACCGAUGAGAAUGAUGUUAGAUUCGCGGAGCAGCUUCAAUGGAUUAACAAUGCAACGCAGACUAGUUUACUAGGCCUUAACGAACCGGCUAAUGGUCAAGCGAAUGACGAAGGAGGAAUGUAUGUAGACCAGUGUGACGAUUGCCCGUCAGAUAGCUGGAGGAAGCAGACGAUGAAGCCAAAUCAAUCCCCGAUCGCCCGACUCGCCAUGGACCCACCCGCGAUGGACCCAUCCGCGAUGGACCCAUCCGCGAUGGCCCCACCCGCAAUGGAUCAGCAACAGCGUUCCCAGGCGUUGGACUCGAGGCCGGUUGACAGGGCCCCUCGACGGGGUCAACUUCUUCACUCCGUUUCAGCGGUCGUGCCUGCUUCUUAUCAGGACAGUAGCGGAUAUGAUAAAAGGGCGAGGCAACCAAGAUGCUUGAGGCAUGAGGGUUGGCAAGAGGGUAAAACAGAGUGUAGACACCACAACGGUGGCCAGCCGGAGGUUUACCAUCGGAGUUGCACGCUGCAGCCCAGUCUUCAGGUCGGGUCAAGUCUUCGGGACGGGAUGAGCUUUUGGGAGGAGUCUUCAUGCGAGCGUCCUUCUGACUUCCUACGUACAAACAACUGGAACGAUGUCGACGAGAAGGAAGCCAGAAGCGAUCAUGCAGGGCAAGAGGUCGGUCGGUUGAACGCCAAGUAUGCACCGCCGCCAACGCCGCGGGACGUAGACCCCUGCAUGGUGCCCAAGUUCUACCUCCGUGUGUGGCUCGCUGUCGGUGAGAUUUUGGUCUGCUGUUUGGGUACGGUGGUCGCUCUGGGUAUUAUUGGUUGCCCCUUAAUCGUCGUAGCAAUUUUGGAGCGCCAACGUCUGGCGAGUCUGAGCGUCCAAGUUUUUACCUCCCCGUGA